Penicillium vulpinum is the source of this 348-nucleotide messenger RNA. RefSeq names its product monooxygenase. Lineage: Eukaryota; Fungi; Ascomycota; Eurotiomycetes; Eurotiales; Aspergillaceae. Bases 1 to 348 code for a protein of 115 amino acids. The record is from RefSeq and is a predicted model, not a curated record. The transcript has a single exon.
AUGGAUGAGCGCGGCAGAGCCCUGCGUGAGGAAAUCGAUCAGUACAUUCAGCAAAGCGAUGACUAUAACCAGAGCUUCGGCGUUGAAAUGGGUCACCGCUACGAGUUGAGUCUGGCAGUACUGAACGGGCAGGUGGAUGUUGAAAAGGCAGCACCACAGUUCGACUCACGCAACUAUGUACAUCCCAACUACCUUUCCUGGUUCGCGGGUACCGCACGUGGCUUUGUCGGAUGGCAGCGCCAUUUCCGAUGGAUUCGGGAAAGGCUGCACCAUGGUUGCGUUUCUGCAGAAAGAAGCAGUAGCAGCCGGAGACCAAUGUCAGGUGCCCAUCGCACUGGUCAGUUUUGA